Molecule: messenger RNA, 6468 nt
Organism: Phycodurus eques (leafy seadragon)
Lineage: Eukaryota; Metazoa; Chordata; Actinopteri; Syngnathiformes; Syngnathidae
Gene: arl6
Product: ADP-ribosylation factor-like 6
Exons: 8
Coding region: 207-764 (185 amino acids)
Biological process (GO): vesicle-mediated transport; cilium assembly; protein localization to cilium
Cellular component (GO): cytoplasm; axoneme
Molecular function (GO): GTP binding; GTPase activity
Source: RefSeq, a predicted model, not a curated record
CUGUAAAGUCCCGACUCCCCAGAAUGCAUCAUAACUAAGAAGCGUAUCCUGGACACAAUGAAAUCGCGCACGAGGAUUGAAUGAAAACACUGUGGACAGGAUUUACCUGUGAUGGAAUAAAUUUGGCCAGGCUGCUGUUUUGUGCACACCGGCGACAAGAACACGAAAAAUAAUCCCAGAGGAGCGAAAGUGGUUGCUUGCUGCCAAUGGGGCUGUUUGACAAGUUGGCAGGAUGGCUGGGCUUCAAGAAAGAGGUGAAUGUGCUCUGUCUUGGCCUCGACAACAGCGGGAAAACUACCAUCAUCAACAAACUCAAACCGUCUAAUGCUCAGGCACAAGACAUUGUCCCAACCAUUGGUUUCAGCAUAGAAAAGUUCAAGACAUCCAGCCUUUCUUUCACAGUGUUUGACAUGUCAGGCCAAGGCAGAUACAGAAAUCUGUGGGAGCACUACUACAAGGAAGGCCAGGCUGUUAUAUUUGUCAUUGAUAGUGCGGAUAAGCUAAGGAUGGUUGUGGCCAGAGAAGAAUUGGACACGUUAUUAAAUCAUCCUGACAUUAAACACAGGCGAAUUCCCAUCCUGUUCUUGGCUAACAAGAUGGAUGUCAGAGAUGCUCUGUCGUCAGUUAAAGUCUCACAGCUGCUCUGCUUGGACAAUAUCAAGGACAAACCUUGGCACAUCUGUGCUACUGAUGCACUGAAAGGAGAUGGUUUACAGGAGGGAGUUGAAUGGUUACAAGAUCAAAUUAAAUCGAUGAGAACAUGAGGGUGUGAAGCAUCUUUCAUGGAAGAAGGUACCAAAAAACAUUCUGUAGACAUCUGUAUGAUAUGAUAUCAUUGGGGGGGGGGGGAUAUUUUACAGAUGUAGUGUUAUUCUUUUUUUUAAUCCUUUUCUUUUAAUUUCCCUUGGCUUUUGUACAUAGUUCGUGUGUAUAGUGCAUCAUUCACUCAGUCGUAUUGCAGUUUAUUUUUUUAUACGUUCACAAACUCUCCAUAUAUAGUAUGUGCGUUGGCAACAUCCAUUCUGUAAAACGAUUAUCUCAAACAACCAAAAACACUCAAAUGUAAAAAAGACACUUUUAGCUUAUGAUUAUUUUGAUAGUACAUAAUUUUACUGUAGAAUAGGUAUAUACUGUAAUUCACUUUAUCUGUGGCACUAAAAAAUUUAAUAGAAAUGAAUCAGCAAUGCAACAUAAUUGUGCCAAUAUCAUUUGUUCCUACACUACCAUACUUAAGAAAGUCCGCGACUGCAGUAAUUUGAAAAAGUACUAUCAAUGUUUAAUUUCUUACUCUUUUUCUUUAUGUACAGUGAGUACGGAAAGUAUUCAGACCCCCUUAAAUUUUUCAGUCUGUUACAUUGCAGCCAUUUGCUAAAAUCGUUUAAUUUUUUUCCUCAUUAAUGUACAAACAGCACCCUAUAUUGACAGAAAAAAAACGGAAUUGUUGAAAUUUAUAAAAAAAGAAAUACAGGAAGUCCUCGAGUUAUGACGUACUCGACCUACGACGUUUCGAAUUUACGACGCCCGUGCCUCGUCCGCCAUUUUGUCCCCAGCACCAUAGUGUUUCUGCUUAGCUAGUGCAUAGUGCUUGUCUGUGUUUGUGCCAGGAGUAUCUUUGCCUUUUUCGCCCUCCUUUUUUUCACACUCAGCAGUAAUGGUAAGUACAGCAUCUUAUUUUUUAUUUUAAUGUAUUUUUGUUUCUUUAUACGAAGCGUUAACCUUUCCUGCUACGGUCACCUGACUGUGGUCGGGAGACGCAGGGUUAACUCCCUUCUCUCGUUGCACAGCUGAGCUGGGUGGCGGCAACAAUAAAGGCACGAAGCACCGAUUUGCUGCUUUAAUGGCUUUAUUUCCUCCUCUGGACAUUCAACGUCAACGGGUCCUCCGCUAAUCGCUACUCGUCCCCGGUCGCCGCUCUCACACACAUGAGCUUGCUGUCACAAUCACGUGGGGCAAUACCCGUAACGCAAGUAUUUUGCCGUAAAGUUCGAUUUUUAACGGUGAAAUCCGACUUACGCGGAAAUUCGUGUUACGUCGCCAGCGUAGGAACGGAACUCGUUCGUAAAUUGAGGACUUUCUGUACUGAAAUAUCACACAGCCAUAGGUUUUCAGACCCUUUGCUCAGUAUUUAGUAGAAGCACCCUUUUGAGCUAAUUCAGCCAUGACUCUUUUUGGGAAUGAUGCAACAAAUUUUUCAGACCUGUAUUUGGGGAUCCUCUGUCAUUCCUUCUUGCAGAUCCUCUCCAGUUAUGUCAGGUUGGAUGGUGAACGUUGGUCGAUGGUGAACGUUGGUCGACAGCCAUUUUCAGGUCUCUCCAGAGAUGCUCAAUUGGGUUUAAGUUAGGGCUCUGGCUGAAGAACAGUCACGGAGUUGUUCUGAAGCCACUCAUUCGGUAUUUUAGCUGUGUGCUUAGGGUCAUUGUCUUGUUGGAAGGUGAGCCUUUGGCCCAGUCUGAGGUCCUGAGCACUCUGGAAAAAGGUUUUUGUCCAGGAUAUCCCUGUACUUGGCCGCAUUCAUCUUUCCUUUGAUUGGAAAGUCGUCCUGUUCCUCCAGCUGAAAAACACCCCCACAGCAUGAUGCUGCCACCACCUUGCUUCACUGUUGGGACUGUAUUAGACAGGUCAUGAGCAGUGCCUGGUUUUCUCCACAUAUACCGCUUAUAGAAUUAAGGCCAAAAAGGUCUAUCUUGGUCUCAUCAAAGCAAAGCAAAUUUAUUUAUACAGCGCAUUUCAUACACAAGGUAAGUCAAUGUGCUUUACAUGAUUAAAAGCAUUUUAAAACAGGAAAAAAACAGCUUAUAAACAUUUAAAACAAAGAGGAAAAAAUACAAUUUAAUAUCAUUUAAAAGUGGAAAUGCUCUCAAAAAGUGGGGGGGGGGCGGUCAACCUGGAUUUAAAAACAUGCACACUUGGGGCUGACGUCACUUUGGUUGGCAACUUACUCAAUUUGUUUCCAGCAUAAUAGCUAAAUGCUGCUUCACCAUGUUUGCUUUGGACUCUGUGCUCCACUAUUUGACCUGAGUCUGUCGAUCCCAGAGCCCUACUGGGUUUAUAUUCCAUUAGGAUUUCAUUAAUGUAUUCAGGACCUAAACCGUUUAGUGAUUUAUAGACCAGUAGCAGAACUUUAAAAUCUAUUCUAAAGCUGACUGGAAGCCAGUGUAAAGACUUUAGUAUUGUAAUAAUAUGCUCUGACCUCUUUGUUCUGGUCAGAACGCGAGCUGCAGCAUUCUGAAUGAGCUGGAGCUGCUUAAUGCUCUUUUUAGGGAGUCCAGUCAGAAGACCAUUACAAUAGUCAAAUCUACUUGAGAUAAAAGCAUGGAUGAGCUUCUCCUGGUUUGCUUGACACAUGCAAGCCUUCACUCUGGAUAUGUUGUUCAGAUGGUAGAAGGCAGUUUUAAUCAUUGAUUUGAUAUGACUGUUGAAAAUCAGGUCGGAAUCUAUCAGAACACCAAGGUUUCGGACUUGGUCUUUGGUUUUUAAAGAGAGUGACUCCAGGUAUUUACUAACAGCAAUCCUCUUCUCUUUCCUGCCAAAAACAAUUAUCUCAGUUUUAUUGUGGUUUAAUUGAAGAAAAGUUUGGCUCAUCCAUUAGACAGUGACACGGCACCUAAAUUCAACUGUAAAGAUGUCUGCGCUCCCAAAAAGAUGCAGAAAUUGUCAAUGAAACUCAAUGAUAGUGCAGUACACACUUCUUUGAGCCACUUAUUAAAUUGACUGAACCUAGAGAAAUGUUCAUCUCCAAAUCAUACAAGUGGGAAUGGUCCACUAAUAAAAACCUCAGCAUCCAAACAUUGCACUAUUGUUAGGAGAUCAAUGAAAUCUCAUUUCAGUUGCAAUAUUUCAAUAUUUUGCAUUGACUCGCGCCCUUUUUUUCUUGCCCUUCGCUGUAGCGAUCGUCCACGGCCGAUCACUCGGGGUUGAAGCAGCCCGCAACGCAGACCAGCCGGAUUCCUCUGUAAUCUGCUGAUAUUGUGUCCUCCCUUUUAGAUGUUGUCCCAUAUCUUUGGGCUUUGCUCCCAGUAAAUUCUAGGGAGAACUGCUGGAUGGUGCAUUACCGUUUCCACAUUCCACAUCUGUCCUCUUUGUUGAGCUAAGUGGCUGUCUGUGACAUCGGUAGAGUGGUUUCAUUCCACGACUGUCCAUUUACAUCCAUAUACACUUCAAGACUGUGGAUUUUCGUUUCCAGGAUUGACAUCCUCUGCAGCAGUCCGUGAUAGUCCUCAGUGGAAAAGGGAGGCAUCUUGAUUGCUGGUCUUGUUGCUAAUGGCAGGCUUGUGCUAAUUAGCAGGCUAUGCUCACGUAAUGGUGAGAGGGUAUCAGAAAAUAUUGGAAUAUAGCAACUGACUGUAGCUACAAAAAAAAAGUACAGUCCAACAGGUUUAUAAAUAUCCAGGAGUCACUGUUACUAAUUUUUUUUUAAAGAAAAAUAAGGCUCAUCAGCAAGAAAAAAUUUAAACAGAAGCGAAGCAAGAAAAGCGAGCAAAAAAAGUGUCUGCACUGUACGACAGCGAGGGAGAGUCUAAUCAGACAAGAAAAUGUUAUUUCUCACCAUCUUAACUCCAUGCGGGCUUUCAUGUCUUGCACUGAGGAGAGGCUUCCGUCGGGCCACUCUGCCAUAAAGCCCCGACUGGUGGAGGGUUGCAGUGAUGGUUGACUUUAUAGAACUUUCUCCCAUCUGCCGACUGCAUCUCUGGAGCUCAGCCAGAGUGAUCUUUGGGUUCUUGUUUACCUUGCUCACCAAGGCUCUUCUCCCUCGAUUGCUCAGUUUGGCCGGAUGGCCAGCUCUCGGAAGGGUUCUGGUCGUCCCAAACGUCUUCCAUUUAAGAAUUGUGGAGGCCACUGUGCUCUUACGAACCUUAUGUGCAGCAUACAUUUUUUGUAACCUUGGCCAGAUCUGUGCCUUGCCACAAUUGUCUCUGAGUUCGUCAGGCAGUUCCUUUGACCUCAUGAUUCUCAUUUGUUCUGACAUGCACUGUGAGCUGUAAGGUCUUAUAUAGACAGGUCUGUGGCUUUCCUAAUCUAUAAGUAUAAUCAAACACAGCUGGACUCCAAUGAAGGUAUAGAACCAUCUCAAGGAUGAUGAGAAGAAAUGGAUAGCACCUAAGUUAAAUAUAUGAGUGUCACAGCAAAGGGUCUGCAUACUUACGGCUGUGAUAUUUCUGUUUUUCUUUUUUAAUAAAUCUGCAAACAUUUCAACAAUUAUUUUUUUUCUGUCAAUAUAGGGUGCUGUGUGUACAUUAAUGAGGAAAAAAAUGAACUUAAAGGAUUUUAGCAAAUGGCUGCAAUAUAACAAAGAGUGAAAGAUUUAAGGGGGUCUGAAUACUUUCCGUACCCACUGUAUAGCCACAGAUCCUAAACCGCACUUUUAUCUUCCUUCCUGAGUGAGGCAUUUAAAAAAAAAGGAACAAAUCUUCUGGAAUGUCUAAUCCCAGCCUGGUAGUCAUCAUGGCAGUCUAAGCAUUGUCUUUCACACGUUUACCGUAUCUCUUUCAGUCUGUGUCUGUUUUCACAUGUAUUUAUGCCAUCAUUCAGUUUUGAAUGUAUUUUUAACAUUACAUUGUUGACAAUGAGCAGUUAAAUUUUUUUUGGUUUUGGACAUUUGACUUUUGUUUCAACUGUUUUAGUUUGCAAGCCACACACACAGGGAUGCAUGUGUCAAAGCCAUCAUUCAUCGCAGCUAAUACAUGUGCCGCUUUCGUUCAACAUUUCAGUUUUUGAUUAUUCUUGGUUUUCGUUCAUGUUUUUGUAAAGCUUGAACAUGUUCUACUUUUAGGCGCUGUCACUAACCAACCGUUAUCAAACCCCACCGUUACUUUAAUAAGGAGGCUGUCAUGUAAAUUUAUCAGUUUUAUUUUUGCCUUAUUUGAUGGCACAACUGAAAGUAAACUUCACAAUCAGUCAGGCUACUUUUCCAAUUAAACUUGGACAUGUGGGAAAACAUCAGUCUUGUUUUAAUAUAUAUCCAUGGUGUUAUUUGUUUUAGACUGAAGGUAUGAACACUGGAUGUUGUAAUCGAUUAGCUAAGCUUGAUUAUCCAUGUUUAGUUUGGUUGAUUAUUGAGUACAAGACAACACACACAGUGUUGCUGUGAUAAAGGUAAAAUACUACACAUCAAUAGUCUUUUCAUUGCUCUAAAACUUAACUUAAACUUAAACAAGACAAUUCUGUUUGAUGGUGCAGUUUGUGUAGCUUUCAGCUCAUUCUCAAUGUCCUCCAUAUAUGUAUUAUGAUUUGAGGGCAGUGCAAAUUCUGUACACAUAUGUAACUAUUGGUUGCUUUAAAGACAGCAUUUUGUUUGUAAAAUAGCUUUUAUUUAUAAAUGAGUAUAAAACUACCCUCAAAGCAUGAUGUUAGGAUGAUGUAAGAUGAACCGUGAAUGGUCUUGGUAUGUAUCUUAAGCUGGAUGUAUUUUAUUUCAGUGUAUAUGUUUUUCAAAGAAUUAAAAAAAAAAUUGGGGUGGAGAAGAUUUUG